Messenger RNA from Argentina anserina (silverweed cinquefoil), 972 nucleotides. Its product is annotated as 2-hydroxyisoflavanone dehydratase-like. NCBI's taxonomy places the organism in Eukaryota, Viridiplantae, Streptophyta, Magnoliopsida, Rosales, Rosaceae. The transcript has a single exon. The record is from RefSeq and is a predicted model, not a curated record. Gene Ontology annotation, molecular function: hydrolase activity. Bases 1 to 972 code for a protein of 323 amino acids.
AUGGCUUCCACCCCAACAGAAAUAGACUACGAGCUCCUUCCUUUCAUCAGAGUUUACAAAGAUGGCACAGUCGAACGCCUCAUGGGCUCUCCUUAUGUGCCCCCAUCUCCUUGUGACUCCGAAACCGGUGUUUCAUCCAAAGACAUUAUCAUCUUACACAACCCCAAAAUCUCCGCUCGUCUUUUGCUCCCUCAAACCCUAGCUGCAGAGAAAAAUGUCCGAAGCCGAAAGCUUCCGGUUUUGAUCUACUUCCACGGCGGUAGCUUUUGCUUUGAAUCCGCCUUCUCGUCUGAUCACCACCGGUUCCUCAACCGCCUGGUCUCGAAAGCUCAAAUUGUAGUAGUUUCAGUCGAGUACAGACUCGCCCCGGAAGUCUCUAUUCCCAUUUGUUACCAAGACUGCUGGGAUGCUCUUCAAUGGGUUGCCUCGCAUUCCGCAAAUGAAGACGUGGCUGCUGCUUCCAAAGAACCAUGGUUACUCAACUACGGCGAUUUCGGUAGAGUUUAUAUUGGUGGUGACAGUGCUGGUGGUAACAUCGUACAUAACGUUGCAAUGAAGGCAGGGGCUGAGGGCCUGAGUGUGAAACUCGUUGGGGCAUUUAUGUCCCACACUUAUUUUUUGGGUUCCAAGACAUUGGAGUCGGAGCCGAAAGGUGACGAGUUCAAGAACUAUACGCCUUACGUGGUUUUGGGGGUUCUGAACCCGUCGACUCCGGGAGGGAUUGAUAGUUCGAUGGUGAACCCAACGGGUCCGGGGGCUCCAAUUUUGGCUGGGCUUGGGUGCUCUAAGCUGCUUGUGUGUGUGUCUAGCAAGGAUCAGCUGAGGGAUCGAGGUGUUUGGUAUCAUGAUUUGGUGAAGGGAAGUGGGUUUAAAGGAGACGUUGAGUUAUUUGAAGUGGAAGGAGAUAUACACGCUUUUCUUAUAUUGAGUGAGGCCGAGACUCCGAAUGUUAAGAAAAUGAUCAACAAAUAG